Frankliniella occidentalis (western flower thrips) is the source of this 4224-nucleotide messenger RNA. RefSeq lists its product as uncharacterized. The record is from RefSeq and is a predicted model, not a curated record. Lineage: Eukaryota; Metazoa; Arthropoda; Insecta; Thysanoptera; Thripidae. The transcript is spliced from 2 exons. Gene Ontology annotation, molecular function: 3'-5' exonuclease activity; nucleic acid binding. The coding region runs from base 1449 to 3683 and encodes 744 amino acids.
CGCGGUGCUCUUUUGGGUGUGACUGUCCUCUUUUUACUGCCAACAUGAAAUACCGUAGUAUUAUUGUAAAGUGAAAAGGCCGCUCCUGAUUUACUCGUCAGCGAUAUCACCCGUGUUGCGCCUUGUCUUUUAAGAACGUACUCGUACUCGCGUCCACUGGUGAGGUACCAGGUACGCCGAUAUCUCGAAGAACUUUUUGACCGACGCACAGCGGCAACACCGCAAUUGGUAGCCCUGCCGCAGCAGUCGACGCGCCGCCAUACUUGUUUACAUCAGUCACCAGCCGGCCGCUCUACAGCAAACUUCAAACUUCAAGCUCGAUGAAAUGUUAAAGUAUCGGGUAAAAGGUAAAUUGUGUACAAAAGAGAAGUAUGAUGCUCAUCAGAUACGGCUCGCAAAUCUCGAGAAAGGAAGAGUUCCGACAGUCAAGACGUCGACGCCAAAAGAAGCCUCGAAGAGAAGCCUAAGCACCUGCGAAGAGUGGGAAGAUGUUCCGACGCCUAAAACACCUAAAAGAUCAUGCGAGGAACAAGAAAACAUUAUCGAGGACGAGGAGGACGUGGACGAGGUCGAGGAUGCAAGUGAAAAGGAGUUCGUAGUGAGAGGACGGCGAAUCUUUGAACCGUGGGAGAAUUUCAAACAAAUGUGGUGCUGCAAAUGCAAGGAAGCCCUCAACGGGCAGUACACGGAGAAAGAGGAACGCCGAGGCCUGGGUUGUAUUUGGUGGAUUCGUUGCCAUAAAUGUUCUGUCAUUAAUAUCGUAACCUCUGGAAAGAUGCAUGCAGGUGCCGGUGAGCGAGCUUCGCUCUUCGAUGUGAAUGCUAAGGCCGUCAUGGGUGUGACUUCUGCUGGGUGCUCUUAUGCACAUUUCAAUGCUCUGAUUUCCACUCUGAACAUGCCUAACAUGGAUCGCAAAACCUUCAAGAGAUAUGAGCGCAAGGAGGUUGGGCCUAGUCUCGAGAAGGUUGCCAAGCAGAGUUGCGAGGAAGCUGCAAGGGAGGAGAGGGAGCUCACCAUCCGGAACAAGACCAUGAUCGAGCAAAUUCUGUAAGAUAAUCAUUUAACUUUGUUGGCAACAAUAAUUCAGUUAGAGCAUUGAUUAUGUCAUGCCAGUUCAGAAAACUGUGGUGAUGCAAAGACCGUACUAAACCGUAAACUGCAAACUAAGUCAACUUCAGACCAGUGGUGAUGGCACUGUGAUAUUUUUUCCAAUAUAAUAAUUUAGUUUAUCUAGUCACCACAAUAACAUCUUUUUAUGUUGAACGUCCGAACUGUGAUAGUAAAGUUGACAUAUUUAGUAUGCUCUAGUGAUUUGUUGCACGCAACAUUGUUGUUUUGAUUGUUUUAUUAUUUUUUUAAAUUAAUUCCUUGGUUUCAUGCUGUAUUGUUUUCAUAAAUAAAACAAAUACAUAGAACCAAAUGCUAUCGUAUUCUUUAAUAAUCAUUGCAUGUUUUUAUCUAUCAUUUGCAGGCCUGACCAUCUGAAAGAUAGUUUCAUCGUGUUGGAGGAACUUGCUGAGGACUGUCCAGUAACAUUUGACUUAGUAGUUAGAAUAAUGGUAUCGUACGACAUGGGAUGGAGUAAAAGGGGAUCAGGAAAUAAUUAUGAUAGCUUAAAUGGAUAUGGGUGGCUUUGUGGUUAUUUUACUGGUAAAGUUUUGGAUUAUAAUCAGUGCAACAGGAAAUGUAAGGCAUGUGAUAUGGGCAGUCCUCAGUCUGAACAUGAUUGUAGGGUGAAUUAUUAUGGUAGUGCUAAGGGUAUGGAGGCCCACACAGCUAAAAAACUAGUAACAAAUAGUGAUAUUUUAAAAAGCCAAAAUUUACAGGUAGGAGUUUUAGUAAUGGAUGAUGAUAGCUCCUCUAUAGCAGCUUGCAGAUCAGCAGCAGACCAUGAAAUAGUUAAGCAAAGUGAUAAGAACCACACUGCAAGGGGAGUAAGUAAAACUUUAUUUGGCAUGCAAAAGGCUCACAGUGAAUUGUUUCCUGAUGCUAUCAGGUACCUCCACAGGUGUUUCACUUAUGCUUUAUCACAGAACAAAGGGGAUAGUGUUGCUAUGGGAGUUGCAUUAAGGGCUAUACCCCUACAUGCCUUUAAUGUUAAUACUAUUUGUGGUAACUGGUUUGGUUAUAAAAAAGAUCCUGAAAAUUAUGACCAUUCAGUAAUACCAGGUGGAUUCACUGACCCAAACCUCAAAAAUGACUUAAUAGAUGUUUUUAAUAAAUUAGCUAAUAAUGCUACUAAAUUUUCUGCUGGUGCUUCAAGUAACGUAAAUGAAAGUUUAAACUCCAUGAUGGCCAGGAAGGCACCUAAGUCUAACUGUUACAGCAUGUCAGAGUCAGCUGAUUUCCGUUUAAGUGCGGUUGUUGGAAAGAAAAAUUUGGGUGAGUCAUACUGUCAGAAAUCAUUAUUAGAAAGUAACCUCAGUCCUGGCAGCCCCUAUCAUAAAAAAUAUAUACAGAAUGUUGAUAAAAAUACCAGCUAUAGACAGCAGCUUUACAAGCUUCCAGAAACUAAAAAGAAAAGAAUUGACACUACUAGGAGGCGGACUCUUUUAAAGAAUGCAACAGAAAAAAAAGAGGGCACUACCUAUGAGUCACAAAUGGGACUGUUUGAGGAGGAUGGUAUUGGCUUAUUGCCAGAUAUACCUGAAGAAAAUAUUGCUUCAGAAGGACUAGAAAGUGGGGAAGGGGGGGAGGAAAUGAAAAGAGUAGUUCUAUUUGAUUUAGAGACAAGUGGUUUCAAGGGGGAAAUCUUGCAAAUUGGUGCUAAGUGUGGAAGUUGUAAUUUCAGUUGUUACAUCAAGCCAAAGGGGCCUAUCCCUUCUGAUGUAACUUCAAUUACUAAACUCUCAACCUCUGGAGGGCAACUGUACAAAGGUACACUGCUUGUGCCUACUGUUUCUCUGCAAGCUGCUAUGGAGAAGUUUGUACAUUACCUGACCUCACUUCAGAAAAUAGUUUAUUUAUGUUCCCACAAUUUAGCAUUUGAUGGACCAAAACUACACAAAGCACUAUGUGAGUGUAAUUUGGAGGAUAAAUUUCUAGCAGUAGUGAAGGGUAUGGCUUGCUCACUUAAGAUAAUUAGAAACAUGAGACCAAAGACUGAAAAAAAUAGUAUAGAGGUGCUAACCACAUCAUUAGGUAUAAAAUAUGUUGAUGGGCAUGAUGCACUCAGUGAUACCGAGAUGCUUGGACUGAUAAUCAAAAAAAUGGAAAUAUCUGAUGAGCUAAUCAUUACUUCAUCGACAGAUGCCCACAAUUUAAUGGAAAAGUACAAAGCAGACGAAAUCUUAAAUAAUAAAUGUAGCCAAUUUUUCAGUGAUUGCAAAACAAAUGUAUCUCAAGAAAACUUCCCAGUUGGCAAAGAAAUUGUUAAAAAGAUUAUAUUGUCUAACAUUACAGUAGCCUGUCUGCAGAAGGCCUCUACAAUUUCAAAAGAAGAGUUGAAACAGUUACUUUUGCCAGCUAGAGUUAUGGGCACAACUGUAGACAAAUUAUAUGGUUUCUUCAAUGCUUCUCAUAAAGAGGUACUGGUACAGGUACAAGCAGUGCCUGCUCCUUUGCCUCAACCAAACCUUCCAGCUCCCCACACUGAAGAAAGAGCAUCAUCACCUGAUCUAGUAUUAGAAUUUUUGUCAGAUGGACAAGAGUUGUCAUACCGUCAGCUUACUCAUAAUCUGUGAUAUUUAUUUUACUUAUUUCAUCCUUAAAAGUUACCAAUUGAAUUUAUAGAAUUCAAUUAAAUAGUGUUGUUAAUAUAUUCCGUCCAAUUGCAGUCAAGCAUGUAUUUUGUGCCAUUAUUCAGAAUAGUAUUUUAAGUCACAAGAAUUUUUAUAAUGAUACUGAAUAGUUUUGAUUUAAAUUAUUUUUUUUGCAGAAAGAUACGGAGAGUCAUUACAUUAAUUGUACAACAUACCCCAGUCCACAUGUUUUCCUUAAAACUUCCCCGUUACUUCACACGAUUGCAAUUUCAAUUUGAAACAGAUAACAUAGGCUUCAAAUGACUAAAAAGGGUAUAUAUGUUUACACAUGAGGAUAAUUCAGUCAUUUUAAAAGAGUACAAGCUAGUGAUAUUGAAAAUGUUUCCUGUUUACUCAAUGUUCCUUUUUCAACACACAAGUUUUGAUACUCAAAGGUAUUAAAUAGGCUCAGGCACAUACCCAAGACCAGAUGUUUUCCUUAAAACUUUCCCGUUACUUUCCACGAUUGCAUUUUAUAUUUAAA